GGUCAGCAUAUUCGUUUAUUUUAGCCUUAACGAGCAGUUACCGAGCCUCGUGCUCGCAGGCAGCUAUCGGCUGGAGUUAAUUUGUGCAGGUGUAUUUUUUUUGACGAGGGUAGUUAAAGGUUAAAGAGGGUAACUUACUGUUAACGGUAGCUCCUCGUAGCUAGCAUGCUAGCAGCCAGAGGAAAAUGAGAUUGAUUUGCUUACAGUACCAACUGGAGCCCACAGAGAACGAGGAAACACCUGGGCUAGAGCAGAGAACAUAACACACCAUGAUCACCAGUGAGGCAGCGAGACUCGAAUUCCAGGUCAAAGAGCGCAAACACAAGGAUCAGCUGAAGAGAUGUUUAUCGUCUGCUUUGUCUGCAGACCUGAACAGGCUACUCCAGGAGGAACUGGAGGCUGAUGUUUCUCUGUAUGCUGGCUCUGGCUCGAUCCGAGCACACAGAGCUGUAUUGUUGGCCAGAGCUCCUGAUGUCCUUCAGGGACAGACGCACAAAGAUCCCAUCAUCAUCCAUCUGCCAGACUAUGAGCUGUCUGGGCUCAAAGAUUUCCUUAGGCGAGUUUACACAGCAGACCAGAGCAUGUGCUCGGCUCCAAUAAUCCCAGAUGUUGAGGGCUCCGUGCCAGAAAGUACUCUGCCUGCUCCCGACAAAGCAGACCUUCAUAGAUCCACUGAAUCAGAUGCUGUUGUUCUCGAGCCAGCCUCUGGCCUUGGAGCUGACCUGCUGGAUCUGUACCAAAGGGGAGAGCAGUGUGACAUUACCAUCCAAGUAGCAGAUCAGGUCUUCUCGUGCCACAGGGCAAUCCUGUGUGCACGAUCUCAGUACUUCCGAGCAAUGCUUAGCGGGAGCUGGAUGGAGAGCUCCAGACAGCGCAUCACUCUGCAAGGCUUGGGGCCAGAUGAGAUGGAAAUCUUGCUUCAGUUCAUGUACGGAGCCAUUGUGGAUCUGCCCAGAAGGGCCAGUGCCAGUCAGGUGGUGCUGGCUGCAGACAUGCUGGGUUUGGAGGGGCUGAAAGAUGUAGUGGAGAUGGUUCUGACCCGAGACUACUGCCGCUUCUUUCCUAAGCCAGCUGAUGGAGUUCAGAGAACAGUCCUUGAGUGCCUCUCUUUCACACAUGCCUUAGGCCUUCAAAACCUCCAUAUGCAGUGUAAGCGGUGGGUUGCAGAGCAUUUUGUGAAAGUCUGGUGUGAGAGGAACUUCUCCCUGUUGCCACCUGAACUCCACAGAGCCUGCCUAACAGCUGUAACUGAAACAAUGACUGUGCAGAAUGCAGUGACCAUGCUCUGUGGAACUGAGCAGCUGAUUGGCUCUCUCCCUGAAGUCAAGUGGGCCCAACAGGUGAGAAGCCUGGCCACAGAGCUGCAGGAUGAGAGCCUGCGUGUCAUUGUGCAGCACUUCCCCAGAGUCACCCACACUCAGGCUUUCAAGGACCUUUGCAUAAGAGAAGAGUUUACUAGAGAGCCCACGCUUUUAAGGAAGCUUUGUUCAGCCAUCAGGGAAGGUGUGACUGUGGAUAACUGCUGUGACCUUUUCACUGCUGUGCACUCGCUUUGCAGAGAUGACUUUGAGGGGGAUUUUUGCAUGGAGAGGCGAUUGCAACAACCAGAGGAGCCGUUCAGGCAAGAGAUUUGUGCGCUACGCGGGCGGCUCUGGACCUUCCUGCUUCAGACGUUUUACGCGGUUCGCCACACGCAGGGAUGGGAGAGUCUAUCAUCCAAACACAGAGAGAGGAUACUGGCAGAUGCGAUUGAUAAAGGGGACAGUCGAAGACUUGGAAAAAAGCCUGUAUUCACUAGUUCACAGUCAAGGGCUAUAAAAUGCCCUUCAUCUGCACCUGAGAGUCCUCCUGUUCAAAGGACCCAGCGGGUGUCUGUAAACAGAAACCCUUCCUCUCGCAGUGCUGCAUCAGUCAUGAAGUCUGAUGGACUUGGGGCAGCUAACAAACCAGGGGAUGGUCAAACAUCCAAGGCAAAGAAUGUGAAGAAAGCAGCAGACAGAGGUGUAGCAGCUAAAGCAAAGACAGCAUCAGCUGGGGUGCCAGUUGUCAAUGGCACGGGAGCUGCGGGAGCUAGACGUGAUAUAGCCAGUGCCAAUGGCCCCAGAAGCUCUCCGGGGGCUAAAGAGCAUGAAAAGAAGCCAAAUCCAGGUGCAAGGCCUAAAACCUCUCCCACGGGCGGCACAUCUGCAAGCCAAACAGCAGGAACGAAAACUCAAAAGAGCUCAGCAGGAAAGGCUGACAACACUGCUGGCACCACCCAAGCCCAGCCCAACACUUCAUCCACAUCAGGCAGUGCAUCUCCAGAGAACUGUGCCAGCAGUCCUCGCAAUGACACCCACUCUGUUCCAGGUGCAAAGCCCAAACACCAGGCCAAGGCAGUAACCAAAUCCCCAAUGACAAAACCACCUCAGAGAUCAGAUGCAACAAAGACUAGCAGUCCAUCCAAAAAAGCUAGUGGGAGAGAAACUAGCAAAUCCAAGACUGGUCCAGAAGAGAAAGUGGCCACUGCACUGACAGCAGCAAGAGCAGAUACCAAGGGAAGGAGCACACCAGAUCACCAUGGCUCCAAACAUGGAUCCUCCAUAAGAAAAACAGCUUCUCCCAGGAAAGAAGAUUUCAAAGAUCCUUCAAAACCAUCAGCAACAGAUAAAACAGUUAGUGAAACUCCUAAAAAGAAGAUCACAAAACCUGUUUCAGCCACUGGAGUCUCUGCGAAGUCCAGUGCUAAACCAGCAAAAGCCUCCUCAGCUCCUUCCAGGCAAUCCUCAGUAGCAGCUGCCAAGUCUGGAUCAAAGCCAAAAAGUACUACAGAGUUAUCUACAGAGAAAUCUUCACCAAAAGCUGCAAGAACCUCUAAAACCUCCGGUACAGCUGCUGCUGCCUCCAAGCAAUCAGAACCUAAAGGAAAAGAGGCAGUGAAUAGUAAAAAGGCAGACUGCGAAACAGAGCUGGGUCCAAACGAAGGCUCUGGAGAUGCUGUUGAGCAAAAAGAUGUUGCACAGUUAGUACCCUCUGUUCAGCUUGCAGCACCUAGUACACAGCCAUCAAACCAGGAUGGAGAAGAGUCACGUCAUCUAGAGUCAAGCCCAAAGCAGAGUCUCCAGAAGUCUCAAGUACAGCUGGAAAACACUGCUGAUGGAGGAGACAAGACCAGUGAUGCACCAGCAGCUAAAAACACCACCCGUGUCAGUUCUCCUAAAGCAGACGUUUGUAAAAAAACUGAAGGAAGCAAAGUGAAACAGCCUCAAAGCAAUGCCAUCCCAGCUCACAUCAGCGAAGACGUUCAUGAGAUCAGCUCGCCAAAUUCCCCAAGAGACACUCAACAGCCCGUAGAUACCCCCUGCAGCGUGGGAAGCACUGAAACCCCUGUAGAGGAUUCUUGGAGCGGCAUCCACCAUCAGGUCAGCCCAGAAUCCGAGACCGGCAGCACACACACCACUUCUUCUGACGACAUCAAGCCCCGCUCAGAGGACUACGAUGCUGGAGGUUCACAGGAUGAUGAUUGCUCCAAUGAUAGAGGCGUGUCCAAGUGCGGCACCAUGCGUUGUCACGACUUCUUGGGUCGCAGCAGCAGUGACACCAGCACGCCGGAAGAGUUGAAGAUGUAUGAAGGUGGGGCUGGGUUGAGGGUGGAGGUCCGCCUGCGUGGGAGAGAAGCGGAGACCACCAGCGAGGAAGAGGGAGUAAGGCGACGCCCUCGUUCCUGGUUGCAAAGAGAUGAGGUGCCAGUGGAGGAGGAGCACUCAGAAGUUGAGGCCACUGUGACUGUAAAAAGUGUCCCUGACCACCAGCUCUUCUCCUCUGAGGAGGAAGAUGAGGAGGAGGAGGAAACAGAAGACGAGCGGUCAGAAGUUGAAGUGAUUCCAGGUCAGGGUCCGCUGUUGCCAACCGAACCCUCACCACACUUUCAGGGGAUUGUCAACCUGGCUUUUGACGACGAAGGUGUGGACCAGGAGAAUGAGCAACCAGACUAUCAGUCAUCUAACUUCCGUCGGUCAGUGUUGCUGUCUGUCGAUGAGUGCGAGGAGUUGGGCUCAGAGGAGGGCGGUGUCCAAACUCCGCCUCAGCAGCAAGAUGUGACUCCCUGUGAUGUUUUUGAGAAUGACUCUUCAGCUCCUCAGUUCAGCGGCGCCCCUUCCAGUGACCAACAGAACCACCAGCCACAUCAUGUUGAAAACACAGGUAUGAAGCACAAAAAACCUGAGGAGGACCAGGAAGAAAAAUCUGUAUUCCUUACAGAGAUCCAGGACACCACGCAGAAGGAGGAAAAUCACAUCCAGGUAGACAGAGUGAAGUCCAGCUGUCCUCCCAUGGGCUCUGACACCAGAGAUACGCCUCCCCAAGAACGCCCAUGCCAUCUGGAUCUACGUCACACUGAACAGUACAAUGGAGGGAUGAGCAAAAAUUACUCCAAUCCUUCAGAAAGCAAGAAAGCUGAUUUACACCUAGACUUAAAUGAGUCUCAGUUGACAGGGGACUCUCCUGUACAUGCUGCACAAUCUCCAGCAGGGGACAUUGGUUGUGACAGAUUGGAUCAAAGCUGCAAACAUGACCGCCGACCAUCCAAAGCCCUGUCCCCCAUUUACGAGAUGGAUGUGGGGGAAGCUAUUGAGCACUUUUCGGACAAGGACAGGAAUGUUAAACGGCAAGCAGAGGAAGAAAAGCAAACGGGGGAUGGGGAUAAAAGCAGCGAUUUUGCCGAGCGGGACUGGAGCCUGCUCAAGCAGCUCCUGACAGACCACGCGUCCAAUUUGGGUGUCAUAAACCCCGUACCUGAGGAGCUCAACCUGGCCCAGUAUCUUAUCAAGCAGACUCUGUCUCUGUCACGUGACUGUCUGGACUCGCAGGCCUUCCUGUCCCCAGAGAAGGAGACCUUCAAACGUUGGGCGGAGCUUAUCUCACCCAUGGAGGACUCCUCCACUAGCAUUACUGUAACCAGCUUCUCUCCAGAAGAUGCUGCUUCUCCACAGGGAGAGUGGACCAUCGUGGAGCUGGAAACACAUCACUGACUUCAGAGGAGAGCCCUGCCGGACAGUUGACGCCUUCUGUUUGAACUGAAUGUCAUUACGUUGAUUUUUGUCUUAUUUUAUUAUAAUUUAAAAUAUCGUUUUGUCUCUGUUCUUAUGACUGGUGUCUUUUGUUGGACUCUACGGAACUCUGGAUUCUGUUUAUUUGCAUUCCUCAUAGUGCCCUUAUUGGGCUGUCUCUCAACACAAACAGGCUUGUUAUGCAUGCUGACAUUUUUGUAUGUUUGACUGUUUCAUAGGUGUUGCUUCAGAAGCUCUAGAAAAGAAUAAGGGUCAGAACUAUAUUUCCUUUUCAGAAAUAUCCUUUGUUGAUAGUCUUCUAAUUAUAAUAAGAACUGAAUUUCUUAAAGAAGAAUAAAAUUAGCCUCAAGGCUUGCAUUUAGUGUCAUACUGAAAAUAAAAGUUUGUGUUUCUGAAAGAAA
Messenger RNA from Oreochromis niloticus (Nile tilapia), 5449 nucleotides. It is a transcript of the gene btbd8, whose product is annotated as BTB domain containing 8. The transcript is spliced from 19 exons. Gene Ontology annotation, molecular function: protein binding. The record is from RefSeq and is a predicted model, not a curated record. NCBI's taxonomy places the organism in Eukaryota, Metazoa, Chordata, Actinopteri, Cichliformes, Cichlidae. The coding region runs from base 270 to 5009 and encodes 1579 amino acids.